Impatiens glandulifera is the source of this 825-nucleotide messenger RNA. RefSeq lists its product as uncharacterized. Gene Ontology annotation, molecular function: protein-disulfide reductase activity. NCBI's taxonomy places the organism in Eukaryota, Viridiplantae, Streptophyta, Magnoliopsida, Ericales, Balsaminaceae. The transcript is spliced from 3 exons. Bases 83 to 736 code for a protein of 217 amino acids. The record is from RefSeq and is a predicted model, not a curated record.
GACAAGAAGUUGGUUAAGGUUUUGACAAAACGAUUCUUCUUCGAACAAUACUCCGGCGAAUUCUCGCUUCCAAAUAAUAGUAAUGUUGAGAAGAUUCGUUGGUCGGACGGUGAAUGCGGCGGGAGACAGGACCAGAGCCUUCUCGCCGCCGAUCGAAUCGUUCCGAUCAUCUUCAUCAGCUUCACAUAGGUUUGGGAUUGUGGCGGCGAAUAGUACCUCCGCCGAUGUUAUUGGAGAGGAUCUGUUUCUGGAACAAGCGCCUCCGUCCACCAUAGCCUCCAUUCCUUCUUUGCUUCAGCCUCGCGUCGUCGUUUAUGAUGGAGUUUGUCCUCUUUGCCAUACAGGUGUAAAAUGGGUGAUUAGGGCAGACAAAUACAAGAAGAUAAAAUUCUGUUGUGUUCAAUCAAAGGCUGCUGAGCCAUACAUGAGUGCGUGUGGUGUUGACAGAGAGGAUGUUCUUCGCCGUUUCAUAUUCAUUGAAGGCCUGGGUGUAUAUCACCAAGGUUCUACUGCUGCAUUGAGAGUAUUUUCUUAUCUGCCUUUCCCAUACUCCACAAUGAGCAGUAUGAUGAUUGUUCCAAGACCAUUGAGGGAUGCGGCCUAUGAUUAUGUAGCCAAGAGGCGUUACAAGUGGUUUGGAAGGGAGAAAGAAUGUAUGGUUCUACGAGAACAGGACUUGCUUGAUCGAUUCAUAGAUAGGGAUGAAAUCUUGGAGAAAAGUAGGAAGAAAUUGUGAAUGUUUUUGUUCUAUUAACAUACUUUGAAACAUAUUACUUACUAUAUGUAAAUAUUCAUGGACUUGGAUUCUAGAUUGACAGCAUUUGC